AUGUCCUUCCUUUUCAAGAGCAAGCAGAAGAACGCCAACCCCAGCGCAUUACCACCCGCCAGUCGAGAUAUCCGGUCCGCAGAUGGGCCUGGCAGCGGCUCUGGCUCGCAGAUCCCGACAUUGAACGGUGCCAUCAAUGGCGCGGUCAAGCCUUCAUCGCCCACGCCGGGCUCGAGCGUGAACAACAGCAUCAACUCGCUGGCGGGGAAUGAGCAGGUUACUGCGCGGCCGACUGGCGGGACCGGCAGCGUGAGGCAUUCGGAGGAGAAGGUGCCGUUUGCGAGUGAGGAUGCGAGGAUCAAUGGCGCUUCGCCGAGUCCGGAGCAGAAGAGCAUACGGAGUUUGGGAGCUGAUGUGCAACCUCGCCCACGACCCGCACAACCUCGCGCCACGGCCGACCCUUCACCAUAUCCAUGGUCAAUGCGCCAGCUGACCUUCACGACACCACACGCACAUCCAUUCCCGCGAUAUGGUGCAGCCGUGAAUGCGACUUCGAGCAGAGAUGGCUCGGUAUACUUGAUGGGCGGCCUUAUCAACGGUAGCACCGUGAAAGGCGAUCUCUGGAUGGUAGAGGCCGGGCCAGGGAACAUGACAUGCUACCCUGUCGCGACAACAUCAGAAGGGCCAGGGCCAAGAGUUGGACACGCCAGUCUGCUGGUCGGCAAUGCGUUCAUUGUGUUUGGUGGAGAUACGAAGAUGGAUGAGGGAGACCAGCUGGAUGAUACGCUUUAUUUGCUCAACACAUCAACGAAGCAGUGGUCCAGAGCUCUGCCUGCCGGACCUCGACCGCCAGGCCGAUAUGGCCACACACUCAACAUCCUUGGCAGCAAGAUCUACGUGUUCGGCGGUCAAGUGGAAGGAUACUUUUUCAACGAUCUUGUCGCGUUCGAUCUUAAUGCAUUACAACAGGCCACUAACCGGUGGGAGAUCUUGAUUCAGAACACAAUCGAUGGAGGACCUCCACAUGGCCAAAUUCCACCGGCACGGACAAACCACACCAUGAUUACCUGGGGCGACAAGCUGUAUCUGUUCGGCGGCACGGAUGGAGUCCACUGGUAUAAUGAUGUCUGGUCCUACUCGCCACAGACGAACUCCUGGACCCAGCUGGAAUGCAUCGGCUACAUACCCUCCGCCCGCGAAGGCCAUGCCGCUGCCCUGGUCGGAGACGUCAUGUACAUAUUUGGUGGUCGGACAGAAGAAGGUACUGACUUGGGUGAUCUCGCAGCUUUCCGCAUCACCACCCGCAGAUGGUACACCUUCCAGAACAUGGGCCCGAGCCCCUCGCCCCGAUCUGGUCAUAGCAUGACCACCAUCGGAAAGCAGAUUGUCGUUCUGGCCGGUGAGCCUAGUAGUGCGCCCCGAGAUCCGGUUGAGCUUUCGCAUGCGUAUUUCUUGGACACGGGGAAGAUAAGAUAUCCUCCGGACUCGGCUGCGCCGCAACAGAAUCAACAGACGGUGCAGCAUCGGAGGCCCAGUGGCGACAAGGCGGGUUUGCCCAUUGGUGCGGGACGAGGGCACCCGCCUCCGCAAGGACGAGAUAUGGUGGAGUCGCCGCGGUCGGGCAGUGCUAAUGACUUGAGGGGGAGGUCAGAGUCGCUUCGGUCAGACAGCAACGGCAGUUCGCGGUUGCCAAUGGCGGCGAGGCCCCCACAAGCUCAAUUGCCUGCACCCACGAGUCCGCCACCUCAAGUGCCUCCUCAGCAACCGCGCAGUGGCCCGCCAUCUCGGCAGCCGAGCAGACCGGAUCGAGCUAUAAGUCCCACGGCCGACGCAGAGCGCAUGCAGCCUCUCGACAGGAGUCUGAUGUCCUCGCCUCAGCAGACACCUGGACCGAUCACGCCACAGCCACCUGGAGCUUACGGGUUCCCCGAGCAAGCUACGCCGACAUCGCCAAGCUUCACGCAGGAGAGAUCAUACUAUGACCCGCACGACUCUGAUCAGACGCGCUCGUUCAAGCCAGAGACAUAUCAGCCUUCCCAGGAGCAGGGCAGUGAAGAGAGGAGCUCGUCGCGGUUGCAACGGAGUGUCAUUCCUGAAGUUGACGAAUCAAGACCUUCUGCUGAGCUCCCUGAAGCGAUGCCGAAGGUGCAGGAGUUGCGGGAAGAUGAUGGACCGCAGGAUUCUGGUAUUGGUUCUUCGCCUGCCUUGACCCAGCAGUACGACCACAUGAUCCGGGAACUCGAGCAGGUCAAGCAGCGCAAUGCGUGGUAUGCUUCAGAACUUGCGAUGGCGAAGAAGGCCGGCUACAACACGCGAUCGACGGAGUCGCCGGUCAUGGACGAACGUGCUGCGGAUGUCUUCGGCGACGACGACAAGCCUCUCAUUGAAGCGCUGCUGAAGAUGAAGGCGGAGUUGCUGAGAGUGCAGGAGACUAUUGAAGAGCAGAGCAAGUCCGCUGCGGAGAAGAUUGCUGAGAUCGAGAAACAGCGCGAUUCUGCUGUUAGCGAGGCGGUGUAUGCGAAGACGAGAUUGGCUGGUCACGGUGGCUCGCAAGCUGAUAACGAAGACAAGCGGAGUCCGGAUCAGGAGCGCAAUGAUAUGGGUCGGAGGCUGGCUUCUUCACUGAAUGAGAAGAGCGAGCUGUCAAGACGCAUUGAUGGUUUGAUGCAAGAAGUCGAGGCCGAAAGGAAAGCAAGGCAGCUUGCGGACGAGACGGCGGAUGCAGCCCAAAAGCGAGUCGCUGAAUUGGACGGGCAUCGCCAGGAGUACAGCUCAGAGCUGGAGAGUUUGCGGUCGGAACUGCAUGAGGCGCAACGAGAAGCAAGGGAGGCGACUGCGAAUCAUGCGGAGAUCAAGUCGCAGCAUGACAUACUUGCGCUCGACAAGCGGGAAGUGGACGGCAAGCUCGAAGGCGCUGUGGCGCAGACGCAGAACCAUACUUCGAUUCUGACAUCGCUACGCUCCGCGGUCACGGCAUCUCAGGAGAAAGCGGAUAUGUUGGAGCAGAAGCUUGAAGAGGAGCAUGCGCGGCGAGACGAGAUUGAGCAGAAGCUUCGGCAACUCAAGAUCGAGCAUGAGGAGCGCACGAAUGAGUUGGAGGAUACUUCACGCCGGCUGCGCGAUGCAGAAGAGAUGGCGGAGAAGCAUGCGGAAGAAGCGCGGACGCAUCGGGAGACCGUCGUUGCAGGGCUGGGCAAGAUCAGCGAUCGCGAUAUUGGCGCAGACUCAGUGUCUGACGAGCGUGUCGUCCUGCUACAAUCGCAAGUCGAGCACGCAAACUCUAUGGUUCGGCAGAAUCAAGCCGCGGCAGACUCAGCAGCCGACAAGCUCAGGCGCGCUGAGGAGCGUAUCGCAGGGCUCGAGGCGUUCCAGGAGCAAGCCAGCCGCGAGGGACUGUCGAUCCGGAAGCAGCUGCAGGGUCUCACCAAAGACAACCAGAGCCUCAAUUCCCAGAAGGCCGAGCUGGAGCAGAAGGUGCAGAGUCAGAUGCUUGAGACGAAUGCGCUUUCGGUGCAGCAUGCUUCGCUCCGCGAUAUUCUGGGCGAACGCGGUAUCAACGCCGCCGAAGUCCGGAGAUCCCGCGCUUUGGACUCGCCAUCCAGUCUCAGUCGUUUCUCGACGCCCGACCUCCAGCGCGUGCGUGAGUUGGAGCAGCAGCUUGAGAACAGCCUGAAGAGCCAUGACGAGAUGAAGCAGCAAUUCGAGGAAGUCUCUGAGCGGGACGAGAAGAUGAAGCGCGAGUACGAGGACAAGCUGACUGCCCUGGACAACGAUCACCAAGCCGCGGUUAAGUACUUGCGAGGCACGGAGAAGAUGCUGUCCAAGAUGAAGCAAGAACUCCAACGCGUGAAGGACGAGAACCGCGAGAUGAAGAAGCGGAUAGAGAAAGUCAAGGAGGACGAAGGCAGCAGCAAGCGCGCCUCCCCAACCGGCGACUGGGAAGCCGAGCGCGAGGCCCUGAAGAAGGAAGUCAGCGACGUGCAAACCAACCUGCACACCUCCGUCUCCGAACUCGAGGCUCGCCUCGGCGCCCUGCAGCAGCAGCUCGAAGCCGCAGAAGGCGAAUUGCACCACACGCGCAUGGCCCACGCGACCUCGCAAGCCGACCUCUCGACCCUGCAGGCUACGCACACGCAGUCGCGAACCGACAUCGAGCGCCUGCAAAAGGACAACGGCGUCCUGGAAGAACGCGCACGCGACGCGGAGAAUAAAGUCCAACUCCUGCUCAACCAAGUCGAAUCGAGCGUAGACAACUACCGCCGCCAAUCCCGACUCGGUGACGGCGUGGCGAUGAUGAACGGCACAUUCCACCCGCGCCCCCUGUCCGGGUUAAGUGAAGCGGGCACGGAGAAGACUGCUUCUGCCGGCGAUGCCGCCCGGGGCCAUGCGAGGGCGCAGAGCGAUGGUGGACAGAGUGUGGUCAGUGAAGUCGAGGGCGCGAACGGACGGGAUAGCUUCGCAUUGGAUUCGCUGGCGAGUGAGCUCGAGACUCUACGGAGUCAUUGGGAGACGGCGAAGAAUUCCUCCUCCCGCAUGUCUGACCGCUUCGACUUCGAGGGCGCCGGCGAGUCGGGUUCUACUAACCACGGCGCUGGAGGCAGUGGCUAUGGAGGAUCGGGUGGUGGGUUUGCGGGGGACAUGGAUAUGGCGUCCUGGCGCCGCGGGCUGGAUCUUAGCGAUGAUGAGGGCGAGGGCGAUACACCGAGUCGUCCGGGCACGAGCGAGGGGGAGCGGAGUCUGGAUACUGUCCGCGGCGACGGGGACGAGGGGAUGGCUGUGUCGACACCUACGCAGGCGAGUACUACCGGUACAGGGGGGAGGAUGCUAUGA
Molecule: messenger RNA, 4770 nt
Organism: Saxophila tyrrhenica
Lineage: Eukaryota; Fungi; Ascomycota; Dothideomycetes; Mycosphaerellales; Extremaceae
Gene: KEL2
Product: Negative regulator of mitotic exit
Exons: 3
Coding region: 1-4770 (1589 amino acids)
Molecular function (GO): protein binding
Source: RefSeq, a predicted model, not a curated record